Messenger RNA from Macrobrachium nipponense, 1750 nucleotides. RefSeq names its product DNA-directed RNA polymerase II subunit RPB7. Lineage: Eukaryota; Metazoa; Arthropoda; Malacostraca; Decapoda; Palaemonidae. Gene Ontology annotation, molecular function: translation initiation factor binding; single-stranded DNA binding; single-stranded RNA binding. Gene Ontology annotation, biological process: DNA-templated transcription; positive regulation of nuclear-transcribed mRNA poly(A) tail shortening; transcription initiation at RNA polymerase II promoter. Gene Ontology annotation, cellular component: P-body; RNA polymerase II, core complex. Bases 90 to 542 code for a protein of 150 amino acids. The transcript is spliced from 7 exons. The record is from RefSeq and is a predicted model, not a curated record.
CCAUACUCUACGGACUAAUUUUGCAUUUUUUUCAGAUUUCACUUGAACAUGAGAUAUUACUUCAUCCAAGAUACUUUGGCCCUCAGUUGAUGGAUACAGUCAGACAGAUGUUGUUUACUGAAGUGGAAGGAACAUGCACGGGAAAAUAUGGAUUUGUCAUAGCUGUCACCACAAUUGAUCACAUUGGAGCUGGUAUGAUACAGUCUGGUCGUGGCUUUGUGUUGUAUCCAAUAAAAUACAAAGCCAUUGUUUUUAGACCCUUUAAAGGAGAAGUCCUAGAUGCUGUGGUGACUCAGAUCAACAAAAUUGGCCUUUUCUGUGAAAUUGGCCCCAUGCAGUGUUUUAUAUCUAGACACUCCAUCCCUCAGGAUCUGGAGUUUGAUCCCAACUCAAAUCCUCCAUGUUACAAGAGCAGAGAUGAGGAAGUUGUUAUACAGCAAGAUGAUGAAAUUAGAGUGAAAAUUGUGGGCACAAGGGUAGAUGCUACUGACAUUUUUGCCAUUGGAACGCUUAUGGAUGAUUACCUUGGUCUCACAAGUUAAUCUGAUAUUCUUUCAAGAACGUACAUCACCUCCAGUUAUCUCAGGAUUGAUUCCAAGAUUGUUUCAAGUUGCCUGUGGUAUACAUUAUUCCUGUAACAAUGUCAGUUCACUUUGUCAUGUAUUUCUGUGUUGUAGCUCAAGCUAAAAGCAGUCAGUUCUCGAGAGUGAUGGUGAUUUUAGGCUGACUUUGAUCAACUUAAUAGCAGCUGGUAGUUCAAUGGGUAUUUUAUAAAUGAAUAGUAUUAGGUAAAACCUGCCAUAAACUUUAUAAAUUUGCAGCAUCAUCCUUUUUCAGGGUAAAACUUGAUUCAUCAUGCUUUCUUCAUAUUGCAUAGAGGUACUUUGAAAAUUAUUCAGCAAUUUAUUUUAAAAUAUAAACGCUGAACAGGGAUAGCUCAUUCAAACGAUUAAGUGUAUAUUUCUGUAGUACACCAUCAUCACCACCCUGUUUCUAAUAUUUUCCUUCUGUAUUUAUUUUACUGAUAAUUUACUUUUUCACAAGUAUGAUUUUCAUUAGUUGCGUUUAAGGCCGAUUGUGGAGUGUGUUUUACUUUGAGAGGGACCUUUUCAAAUAGUCAGGUACAGAUGUGAAAUAUGCCAGUGACUGGGAUUGACCACAAAUCUGUUAUUUUUUUUUUUCAUAAAAAUUCUAAGCAAUUUUUCACAUCUAAGUUGAAUCAUGAUUGGACACACAUUGAUUUUUCACAUCAAAGUUGAAUCAUGGACACAAAUUGAUUGUUGUGACAUUUAUCAAACAUUAAACACUUCAGCUUUGUCAAUUUUCACCUUUUAUUAGAAGAUUUUUUUUGUAUAUAGAACUAUUAAUUUAAAUUUUUUAUGCUGUUGAUUUAGAUUUUGUCUUGUUAAAACAUCUCAAAUUACCAGACUUCAGUGAAAAGAUAGUUUUGCUAGGCUACAUUUUGUGGAUUAAUCUCUGAAAUUAAACAUGUAAAAUACAUUUUGGGUUAAAAGUUAAAUGGAAUAUGGUACACUGUUGGGUAUCACAUAUUCAAGAAUUGGCUAAGUAAUCCUUGUUGCCAGUCGGUAACAAGACUUAAAGCAUCUGGUAAGUUGAAAGUCAACUAUUUAAAAGAUUCAAGUGUUCAAACAUUAUAAUAUUAAAAUUUUUCCAAUUGAUAUUGUUCAUUAGGUCAAGAAAAGUAUUUUUGUUUAUUACAAUUUAUUAUAAAUAUACUAAAAUUCAUAAA